Molecule: messenger RNA, 3283 nt
Organism: Microtus ochrogaster (prairie vole)
Lineage: Eukaryota; Metazoa; Chordata; Mammalia; Rodentia; Cricetidae
Gene: Pisd
Product: phosphatidylserine decarboxylase
Biological process (GO): phosphatidylethanolamine biosynthetic process
Cellular component (GO): mitochondrion
Molecular function (GO): phosphatidylserine decarboxylase activity
Source: RefSeq, a predicted model, not a curated record
ACAUGAAAAGACAAGCUUUGCAAGGCCACGCAGCUGUUGCUGGGUUGACCCCAGACGUGAAUGAGACUCAUGAGUGUUGAUCCCCUGUAAUCUCCCACUUUCCCUGGAAAAUGUUAGGCCCUUUCAUUUUCUUUUAUGUUAGUUGGGUGCCAACUGGAUAAGCCUGGCAUUCUGUAGGUAUAGGGUGAUCUGCUGACUGCAGUCUGGGACCUUCUCAUCCGGUGGGGUAGAAAGACCUACCCCACAGGGCGUCUCCAGCUGGAAAGCACUGCCUGUUCCCGUCUGUGGGUGAGUGGUCCGUGUUCACCCAUCCACACUGUUCUUCGGUCUGGGCUUUGUCUGUCAGAGGUUUGCUGUGUGUGGGUGUGGGUGUGUUAUAAUUGAAGUUGGGAGGGGUAACCUUGUGUCUUCAUGGUCCAGUGUGGGAAAAAAUUUAAGGUUUUCCAUAUCUUUAGAAUUUCUGGAGUUAAAAGGGGGGAUGCCGGAAGUGACUUUGUGAUCAGCCCAGUGAAGAAGACUGUCUUACUGUCUUCAUGAGGCAUAUCUUGCAGAGUUGGUGGAGGGCAAAAGCUCAGAAGCCAGCCAGAGGCUAAGGAUUCAGGGUCCCUGAAGUCCCCGGAGGCAUCCUCUGGGGAGCGCUGGGCCCAUGUUGCUCUAGUGUCUGAAGCAGUCAAUCUUUUUUGGUGUCGUUGGAGGGGGCAUAAUCUUUGGUUCGCCGUUAGAGACUAUGAUUGGGUGGGGCUAGGGCCCCUGCCGGCCUCUUUCUCUUUUCUCCAGGUUGUAGCCCCUCCUCUUAAAGGGCCCUCAGGGCUUCUCGUGCUUUACUGGUGCUCAGAGGGUGUGGUGACUUUAACGGCGUCUGGUGUUGCUCCUCCUGCCCCCGCUCUCAGCAGGAACCAGAAUCCUGCCUGCUCUGAGACUCUGAGGCUUCAGAACCUAGCCAAAGCUGGAGGAAUUGAAGACCAGGGCCCAGAAACUGGAUUGGGACUGUCCUCGUGAGUGAUGGGGUCCUCUCACCUGUACCUGUGAGCCACCACGAGUAAGCAGAGACUAGAAGCAUUGCCACCAACGACUGGAGCAGUGACCACACUGGAGUUCCUCUGGCGAGGGGGAAGGGGAUGAAGGAGAAAAACAAAGGCCAGUGAGCGAGCACGCAAGUGCACUCUUGUGGAGGCUCACAACACCCUCCCUGUGCCUACCCACAAUGUGUCAGUCAGAGAAGCCGCAAGGACCAGAGCUCCAAGCAGCAGUGAAAUGGUUGCACUUCCCCCGGCUGGCCCUUCGGUGGAGGCUAGGCCAGCUUAGCUGCAUGUCCAGACCUGCUCUGAAACUGCGCUCCUGGCCCCUGACCAUCCUCUACUACCUCCUGCCCUUCGGUGCCCUCGGGCCCCUCAGCCGGGUGGGAUGGAGGCCCGUGAGCAGGGUGGCUCUGUACAAGUCGGUGCCAACACGUUUGCUGUCACGUGCCUGGGGUCGCCUGAACCAGGUGGAACUUCCAUACUGGCUGCGGAGGCCGGUGUACAGCCUGUAUAUCUGGACCUUUGGGGUGAACAUGACAGAGGCUGCUGUGGAGGACCUGCACCACUACCGAAACCUCAGCGAGUUCUUCCGGCGUAAGCUGAAGCCUCAGGCUCGGCCUGUCUGUGGCUUGCACAGUGUGAUCAGCCCAUCAGAUGGCAAGAUCCUCACCUUUGGGCAGGUGAAGAACUGUGAAGUGGAGCAGGUAAAGGGCGUAACCUACUCUCUCGAGUCAUUCCUGGGCCCUCGGGCCUAUGCAGAGGACCUGCCCUUCCCUCCAGCCUCCUCCCGUGACUCCUUCAGGAAGCAGUUGGUCACCCGGGAAGGGAAUGAACUCUACCACUGUGUCAUCUACCUGGCCCCCGGAGACUACCACUGCUUCCACUCCCCUACCGACUGGACUGUCUCACAUCGGCGUCACUUCCCAGGUUCCUUGAUGUCAGUGAACCCUGGCAUGGCCCGAUGGAUCAAAGAGCUCUUCUGUCACAAUGAGCGUGUGGUCCUGACUGGCGACUGGAAACAUGGGUUCUUCUCAUUGACGGCAGUGGGAGCCACCAAUGUGGGCUCUAUCCGCAUCUACUUUGACAGAGACCUGCACACUAACAGCCCCAGAUACAGCAAGGGUUCCUACAAUGACUUGAGCUUUGUAACACAUGCCAACAAGGAGGGCGUUCCCAUGCGCAAGGGCGAGCACCUAGGCGAGUUCAACUUGGGCUCUACUAUUGUGCUCAUCUUUGAGGCACCCAAGGACUUCAACUUCAGACUGAAGGCAGGGCAGAAGAUCCGCUUUGGGGAAGCUCUGGGUUCCCUCUAGUCUUGGUUGUGACUGCCAAGGGAUCUUUCGACACAGGAGCAUGAGGGUCUUCAGAGGCACCCCAGGUUGUCCGGGUGAGGCACUGUGGGACUGACCUGGUAGGACCUGAAUGAUUUGUUCCUGCUUGUCCAGAGGUGCAGAGGACAGGUUUGGGAUCUGUCAGGACCCCUUUACAGAGAGCGGGUAUGGAUUUGACCUCACAAUCACUUUGAGGUUUUUUUGUUUGUUUGUUUAGUUUUGUAUAAGUUGGAGAUUUUACAUCUCUGGAUGAGUAUUGUGAGAACAGUUAUGUGCUACAACAUCCUAACUGCUCCCCCACCUGUCUCAGGGCCUUCUUCUGUCAGCCCCUUUGUUCUUUCUGAUUUAGAUUCCUUGGCACAGGCUGUGGAUCCACCCUCUUCCUAGAGUAGGCCACAUGGCCUUCACAACUGCUUUCUGUUCCCAAACGCACCCUCUGCUGCUGAAGUAAAACCAUUUCUAUGUUGUUGAAUGUGUUGACCUAGCCUCUGCCAGUUCUUCUGAGGACAGUGACUAAUGAUUCUGACCUUCCAGAGCUGGCUGAGUCCUUCUGCUGGUAGGCAAGACCGAUUACUGACUUGCCUGGCCGUGUACAAAGUGAGGGGGCAGGUAGAGGCCCAGCCCUGCAGGAAGUAGGGACAUGCUGCUAUUGGUCUAGGGGCUGUGUUGGAGGCAAAGGGUAUGAUGGUCAGUGCCUAGAAAACCUGUUCCAAGUAGCUGCCAGGUAUGCAACCCAUGGGGAAGCCAGUGGUAGGGACAAGGCCAGUUUCAUGUUGAUCUUAGGGAUACCAUGAAUUUCUCCUGCAGGAGAAAUCAUUGAACUUUUCAACUGUAUCAGUAGUAUAAUAUUUUGUAUGAAAAGUAGGAGACUUCUGAACAGUAAUUCAUUUAAUUGCAAGACAUUUUGAAAUAAAAAAAAAUCCCCAAACCAUU